AGUAGUGUGGUAAUUCAGUACAGAUAGUGUGGUACCAGUCUCGUGACAGGAACAGGUGCGAACUGUCCCAGACCGCAUUUUACAGUGAAACACUAUAGUGUCCACAACAAACUCUGCCAUGAAGGUCCUAGCUUUGGUGACACUGCUAGCUGUCGUCCUGCUAGCGGACGCCCAGACAGAACAGGUAUGUCAUGAUCAGUCGGACUGUGGAGAAUGGGAGUGUUGUGUAGCUGACGCAGACAGACGGACAGCCAACCAUAAACGUUUCAUUUUCUCCCAUACUUCCGGGUUUUGUCGUCCAAAGCGUUACCAGGGACUCACGUGUCACGUGUUCCUACAGCAGUUUAAUGGUAUCUACAACGAUUAUUGCCCUUGUGAUGAAGGACUUGUCUGUGAGGGUACCACCAUUCUCCCUAACGGGCACCACACCAAUCCUAAAUGUAUCCCCACGAACGAGGCUCACUCAACACCAGCACCUUGAGGGCCUUGAUGAUCGGGUCGUGGUUCCCUCAUACUAAGUCAUACGAUAACAUAUCAAUAAAUUUGUCUACAACAAUUUA
Pecten maximus is the source of this 560-nucleotide messenger RNA. Its product is annotated as venom protein 164-like. The record is from RefSeq and is a predicted model, not a curated record. NCBI's taxonomy places the organism in Eukaryota, Metazoa, Mollusca, Bivalvia, Pectinida, Pectinidae. Bases 119 to 481 code for a protein of 120 amino acids. The transcript is spliced from 2 exons.